This is a messenger RNA of Exserohilum turcica Et28A, 522 nucleotides long. RefSeq lists its product as uncharacterized. The record is from RefSeq and is a predicted model, not a curated record. The transcript has a single exon. NCBI's taxonomy places the organism in Eukaryota, Fungi, Ascomycota, Dothideomycetes, Pleosporales, Pleosporaceae. Bases 1 to 522 code for a protein of 173 amino acids.
AUGGAGUUUUUUGGAUGCUCGCUUCGAUGGGCGAGGAAGUGCAAUGUAGGCAAGGCAGUUGGCUUACUUGGUGGUGGUGAGGGAGGAAACGUUGUUACAGGCACGACGACGACGGUUGUACAGGCUUUGAGUGAAGCUGAGGCCGAAGACGUGGUAGAUGGAGAUGCUGCGGUUGAGCAGGCGCAGUUGGGAAUAUUGCUCGAGCAAUUGUCUUUCUCGAUACUUGAUUCCAAAGUUGAUUUUGGGAAUGCAGCUGAGUUGGAAUACUCUGGCUGGUGCACUGAAGGUGAUACUGCAGAAUCCAGAGCUGUAGAAGUAGAAUCCCGCUCAACUGAACUAGAUCGACUUGAUGUGCUGUCUGAGCUGGAUGCAGGGAUAAUCGAAGCCCCGACUCGAAACAUGGAGGCGCUCGAUGAGACCGAGUUGCAUGCUGUGUUUGCCGGUGGAUAUGCCGUAUUGCUGUUCCUAGGCCUCGACGAUGCACUCGGUACUGUUAUUGCAGGAGAUGCAGUUCCUACAUAG